GGAAAAGUUAUGCCACCGCUGCCCUGCUCCCGUUCUCAACCUGGCAAUGCCAGGCUGGCAUUGCUGCUUCGCACUCGAGUUAUGUAUAGAGCUCAAUGAUGUACAUACAAUAAUUCAAAAUAAUAAUCAAUACAGUUACAUACGCAGAGUAUAAUCAAAUAAUUGAGAAUAUUCCGUUGUUCCAUUGCGCGUUGCCGCGUUGCGCAUCGACCUGCUUUUUAAUCUUGAUCAAGAGGAUCAAGAUUCCGCGACGCAAACUGGAAACGUCAGCGACCUAAAUAGAAAUGGCACGAUCAAUCUGAAACGGCAGAAAGUCGGGGGAUUGCGUUGAUCAUCCUCUGUUAAUAUCCACCUCGUACGCAAUACACGUUUAUUAGCCUUAAACUGUGAUUAGGUGUAAUAGGUGUACAUAUAAAGUUCUCGCGGAGUUCCAUUCUUCCAGUGAAAAAUGUCUGAACCCGUUCUCAAUCCCCAAAUUCCGUACGUGGCGCCAGUCGAAGGUGGCCUGCAUCCCGGGAAGAUGUUAAAAGUGGUCGGGAGGACGCAGCCAGGCUGCGUCUUAUUCGCCAUUAAUUAUCAGCUGGGACCGAACCUCAAUCCCAGGGAUGACAUAGCUCUGCACGUCUCCCCACGUUUCCCAAACGGUUUCAUAACCCGGAACCACAUAGAAAAUAUGACGUGGGGCCCAGAGGAAAACGCAGGGCCCAUGUGGAUCAAGCCUGGCCAGGAGUUCGAAAUUCUGAUCCUCUGCGAGGCCCACUGCUACAAAAUCGCGGUGAACGGCAGACAUUUUGCCGAAUUCCGGCACAGAUUGCCAUUCCAGAAGGUUACGCAUUUGGUAAUCGACGGGGACGUUGAAGUGGAGUCUGUCAUUAAUGAAAUUGUGCCAGUAGACGUGCCCAAUCCCAUGGCCGACGCACCGGAGGUGCCCAAUCCUAACUUUGGACCUCCACCGCCCGGUGGACUGUACCCAACGAUUCAACCUCCGUCUGGGCCUAUGCCACCACCACCCGGUUCCAUGCCACCGCCACCCGGGCCCUAUGGUCCCCCACCGCCGAAUAGCGGGUACUACAAUCCUCAAACGCACGGCUAUCAGCCAGGGUACGAGAAACCGGAAGAAGAGGAUACCUUCAGUGGCUGUUUAGAUAAAGUCGGCUUGGCCUUGGGAGGGUUGGUUGCCGCUGGUGGAAUUGCGGCAGCAGCACAUGCCAUGAGCAAAAAGAGGGAGGAGGAUCCGGAGAAGGAUCAUGAGAAGUCCGACGCUAAUAAAUCGAAAACCGAAAGCGAGGGUGGAUUGGGGAGCCUUGGGUCCAUUGGCACGGCCCUGGCUACCAGUUUAGUCAGCAACGUUCUCAACAAUUCCCACGCCCAGCAUGGAUACCCGCCCCCGCCCUCUUCCUCUCCCGGUGGAGAUGUACUUGGGUCCAUCCUUGGGGCUUUUGGUGGAGGUGGAGGUGGAGGUGCAGCACAACAUCCGCAACCGCAGAGCGGCGACAGCCUCUCUGGAGCCUUGGGAUUGAUCAGUGGGGUUUUCGGUGGUGGAGGUCACCCACAGUCGAACUACCAACCCUCGGGCGGCUACGGUCAGUACCAGCCCUCAGGCGGCUACCAGUCCGGUGGCUCCAAUGGCUCUGACCUCUUAUCCUCCAUUGGGUCAUCCCUUUUCAGUUCUGCGAUGGAGGGGUUAAACAAACACAACAAAGACAAGCCCCGUCCAUCAAGGAAUACCACGCCGCCGUCAGAGAAGCCGGCGACACCUUCAGCUGACAAUUCAUCGACUGGGCCGGGCCGUAACUUGACGGCAGAUGAGAUCUCAAAAGGCCUGGGCUUGGACAACUAAUUUUUUAUUUUUUAAAAGAAUAUUUAAAUUCACAUAAACGAUUAUACGCCAUUCGCGUACAUAUCAGAGAUGUGAAAAAAUGUUUCAGAUGAAAGUUGAGUGAUUUCACGGCAGACAUAUGAUGAUGAUGAUACUUGGAUGAUCUUGAAAUGACAACCAGCUGUCCAGUGAGGGUUACAUUGAAAUUUUCAAAUGGGACCCUAUGUUUUUUAUUGUAGAUUCUUAUAACUGACGUUGAAACGUUUUCGAAAUACUACAAAAGUAGUUAUUUUAUGUAAAUCAUUAUUGAAUUAUUAAUUUCUGAAAAAUAAUCACGUGUAGUCGUUUAAAACGAUAAAUGAAAAUAAAAAUAGUAAGAAUCUCAAAAAGAAUUCAGAAGGGAAAGAUACAGAACACCGUAUAAAAACAUAUGAAAAAUUAUAAGUAUUAAAUUAUUAAAAUUGUUAUUUAAAUUCGUCGCUCUCUUAUAUAAUUAAUUAACAAGGAGCAAUUAUUUAAUUGCUUACUACAUCAAAUUAGCUUCAAUUAGUCUUCGUUAUUUAAUUAUUCCAAAGAUUAAUUAUGCUUAUACUAACAACGAAGCUAUAAUAUUUAUUUAUCAAUUAAUUACUUAACCAAGCAUAAGCUAUGUGAUCCUUAAUAUUAAUUAAGCGAUCAUAUUUAUAAAAGAAACCAGCGCACAUUAUUUUUUAUUCAAGAGGUAUAACAAAAACUGUUGACUGUUAAUAGAUGUAGAUUGUUAAUAACAUGGCAACUAAUUGUAUACAAUAUUUAUAGCUGUUUGCCAGCUUCAGUCUUGAAUCUCAUGUGGUCGACUGGAGAUGAGAUUGAUGCAUUUCCAUAGAAAUGAAAUAUAAAGUGUGUACAUGUAUUGUGCAUUUAAUGCGAGUAAUGUAAGAUUUUAAAGAAUUCAGUUAUGAACUUUAAUUAUUUGGGUACAUGCGUACCGUGUGUUAAAUCUAGCUACUUAGAUUGUUAAUAAACGGGCAACUAACUGUAAA
This is a messenger RNA of Ceratina calcarata, 2841 nucleotides long. RefSeq names its product basic salivary proline-rich protein 1. Gene Ontology annotation, molecular function: galactoside binding; carbohydrate binding. Bases 449 to 1840 code for a protein of 463 amino acids. Lineage: Eukaryota; Metazoa; Arthropoda; Insecta; Hymenoptera; Apidae. The record is from RefSeq and is a predicted model, not a curated record. The transcript is spliced from 6 exons.